AUGGCUAUGAAUGUGGGGUCUGUCUGUGCCGACAGCAUCCACAUGCUUCUCGUGGGCAGGUGCCAGGCCGGGUCUUCCCAGCAGAAAGUCAUCUCGCCUCGCUGGCACGUGGACCUCCCUCGGCAGGGCCUGGCAGGGCAGGUUCUCCUCAACCUCGCUCACCCGCCUGCAGCACGGCCUCUGCUGCCCGAGUAUGCUUUUCUGUCCCUCCAAGGUCCGGAUUAUAAGAAGGAUCAUUUGCCUAGAGUUGAGCAGCACACCUCCUACAUAGGAGACAAGCGUCCCUCGUCGGAAAAGACCGGAGACCUCAGGUACUUAUGGAGAGCUGCCUCGGACAGAAACUGGCCGGCAAGAUAUAAACACGGAUACGUUGGUGAAAUCGGCUGGAGGAUCCCAGAGGACAACUUCAUCAACAAGUCCAGACUUGAAAGCGGCUUUCACAUCAAGCACGGAGAACUAAGGCUUGAUGCUAUUGAUAAAUUAACCCACAGAUACCAAAACCCAUGGCAACUGAAUCCUUCUGUCCUGGAUCAGCAAGACAGAUACAGUCGUGCCUUCCUUGCCUGGCACAUGGGUGACUAUGAGGACACCCACCAAAGAGACUCCGAACGGGUGGCUCUCCUUAGGCAGAGCAAAUCAUCACCGAGAAAGUCCCAGGCCCCAAGGCUGCCAACGUUGCCAACAAAGAAAGAGAAUUGCUCCAACGCGCUGGAGCAACGCGCAGCCUCUGUGGCCGGGGCCCGCUCAUCAGCAGGGAGUUGUGUCCCCUGGAAGCGUUCUGUGAGAAGGCCCGUGCGGCGCUCUGUGGCCGGUCCUGCGGCCGCCACACUGUGUUGA
Molecule: messenger RNA, 837 nt
Organism: Heterocephalus glaber (naked mole-rat)
Lineage: Eukaryota; Metazoa; Chordata; Mammalia; Rodentia; Bathyergidae
Source: RefSeq, a predicted model, not a curated record